AGGUCAUCAUGCCAUCUACGUUGGUGUCCACGUUCCACACAAUGAGGAGCAGCAACAGAAAAACCACCAUCACCACCAUCACAAGCACCGCCACAAAGGCAAGAGUAAAAAGAAUGGCAGCUCCCACAGCAGUGCCAACAACAGUAGUUCCACUGCAGAUGCAUUCUUUCCAAACAGCGACCCAGAUGCAAGACCAGAUGCCCUACUUCUGGAUAAAAACGGAGAUGCUUCCCAGAGAGUGAAAUUCAUCCUGGGUGAUGAAGCCGAUGACGGUCAUGAAUCUCAUGAGAUCUUCACAGAGAUGGAGGAGCUGUGCUAUGGGUCAGAUGGAGAGGAGCUGGAAUGGAAAGAGAUGGCGAGGUGGAUAAAGUAUGAGGAGGAUGUGGACGUGGAUGCAGACCGAUGGAGUAAACCUCACGUAGCGACACUGCCUCUUCACAGUCUGUUUGAACUGAGGACUUGCCUGAUUAAUGGCACAGUGUGUCUUGACAUGGAAGCAGACAACAUUGUCCAGAUUGCAGACCUUGUCCUGGACAAGUUGAUCAUGUCGGAGCAGUUGGAUGAGAGCAAGAGAGAGCAGGUCCGGGAGGCGCUCCUGCGCAAGCAUCAUCAUCAGAGUCAUAAGAAGCAUCGGGACAAGAGAGGGAGCAGUCUCCUUCCCAUGAUCAGAUCUCUGACGGACAUCGGGCGUAGCCUCUCGCAAGGCGGCGCACAUAAUACAAGCAUGGAACAGCAAGCAGCUGCGCAAAGUGGAAUCCAGACCUCCCACGGGUCAUCCCCCAACAUCCAGAACAGCCAAACCUCUCCCAGCUCCCUCAUGGUGAAGGGUAACUCCGGUGACCUGGGCAAGUCAGAAACCUCGGGCAGUCUUCCCAAGGUCUCUAGUCAUCACAGUCUCAAGAAAAGAUUGAGUGAAGCUCGUCUCUCCAUCCCGCACAACCUCGCCGGACAUAGUCUCUCGGCAAGGCACAGUUUCAUGAGGAAGAUCCCUCAAGGCGCAGAGGCCUCCAACGUCCUGAUCGGCGAGGUGGAUUUCUUGUCGCGUCCAAUCAUCGCGUUCGUGCGUCUCCAGUCGGCGGUAUCCCUCGGUGAUCUGACGGAGGUCCCCAUCCCGACGAGGUUCCUCUUCAUCCUCCUGGGCCCCCAGUCUGGGGAGACCAAGCGGUACCAUGAGAUCGGCAGAUGCGUCGCAACGCUCAUGUCAGAUAAGGUUUUCCACGAUGUUGCUUACAAGGCCAAAAGUACUAAGGAUCUUCUCGCAGGCAUUGAUGAGUUCAUCGACUCUGUUACAGUUCUUCCACCCGGUGCAUGGGAUCCCAACAUCAGAAUCGAGCCCCCCAAGGUAGUGCCCGAUCAGGCCAAGAGAUUGUCCCACUUCCAGACUCCCAACGGCCACGCAGAAGGGAUAGAUGAAGAAGACGGAGGAGGAGGAGGAGGAGGAGGGCAUAAUGGAGAGCAUGAAGGACUCGAGAGAACUGGAAAGAUAUUUGGUGGUCUGAUACAGGACUGCAAGCGUCGCUUCCCAUUCUACUUGAGUGACUUCAAGGAUGCCUUUCACCUGCAGUGUCUGGCUUCGUUCAUCUUCAUGUACUUUGCUUGUAUCACCCCCGUCAUUACGUUUGGAGGACUGCUAGGAGAGGCAACAGAAAACAGAAUGAGUGCGUUAGAGGGUCUACUUGGGGCUUCCAUCUGUGGUGUGGCAUUUCAUCUGUUCUCGGGUCAACCUCUCACCAUCUUAGGUUCAACGGGUCCUAUUCUAGUCUAUGAGAAGAUCUUGUUCGGCUUCUGCAAGACUCAAGAAUUGGACUACCUAUCGUUUCGUUUCUGGAUCGGUCUGUGGACGAUGGUAUUUUGUGUAAUCCUGGUUGCUACGGAUGCCAGUUCUUUUGUGAAGUACUUCACCCGCUUCAUCGAAGAGAGCUUCUCAAGUCUCAUCUCCUUCAUCUUUAUCUAUGAGUCUGUUCAUAAACUGAUGAAGAUCUACAAAGAAUAUCCAGUAGCAAGAUAUGCAAACGAUAACACGACGUAUGAAUGCAUGUGCCAGACGGCGACAGGCCUGUUUGAGUACGACGAAAAAGACUUCUACACGGAAUCGAAAAUAGACUGUGAUAGCCUGAACGGUACGCUGGUGGGUAACUGGUGCGGGAAGCAUGUCCCGCAGUCUGAUAUCUUCUUCAUGUCACUCAUCCUCAUGCUGGGAACGUUCACCAUCGCAUAUAGCCUCAAGGAAUUCAAAACCACAGGGUACUUCCCAACCAUUAUAAGAACGACGGUGAGUGACUUUGCUGUUCUCAUUGCUGUAGUGAUCAUGGUUGGAGUGGAUAGACUGUUUGGUGUUGAUACGCCUAAACUACUUGUCCCAUCAGAAUUCAAGCCCACGUCUGACUUGCGUAAGGGCUGGUUCAUCCAUCCUUUCAACGGUAACGGUUGGUGGACGGUGCUGGCUGCCAUCAUCCCGGCUCUCUUAGCAACCAUCCUCGUCUUCAUGGAUCAACAGAUCACUGCUGUCAUCGUCAACAGGAAAGAAAACAAGUUCAAGAAAGGACUUGGUUACCAUCUGGACCUGUUGGUUGUUGCCGUCAUGUUGGGUAUCUGUUCUAUCAUGGGGUUGCCAUGGUUUGUUGCUGCCACUGUUCUCUCAAUAAACCACGUCAACAGCCUGAGGGUCGAGUCGGAAUGUAAAGCGCCGGGAGAGAGACCCAAGAUUGUCGGUUGCAGAGAGCAGAGAGUGACGGGUGUUAUGGUCUUCGUCAUGAUAGGCUUGGCUACUCUCAUGACUAAGAUUUUAUCUUAUGUACCAAUGCCUGUUCUGUAUGGAGUGUUUCUCUUCAUGGGUAUCGCAUCACUGAAAGGUGUUCAGUUUGUGGACCGUCUAUCGCUGUUCUUCAUGCCUCUCAAGUACCAACCAGACUACAUCUAUCUGCGUCACGUCGGCAUCAAGAAGGUGUAUCUCUUUACCUUCAUACAGCUCAUGUGUUUGGUUGUUCUGGGUAUUAAGUCAACCGAUGCUGCUAUCGUCUUCCCCAUCAUGGUGUUGGGUAUGGUAGUGGUGAGGAAGCUCAUGGACUACGUGUUCACCAAGCAAGAGGUGAUGAUGCUGGAUGAUGUCAUGCCUGAGAUGACCAAGAGAGCCAAGCAUGACCGCAAGAAGAAGCAAGAGGAAGAGGUAGCAGCCUGUGAACAGAUCAAGAACAUUCCAGGCCGCGUCCAAGUACCCCUCUCAGAUGGUAACAUGCUGAGUAUCCCCGUUGAUAAGGUAGAGUUCCAUCCAGAGGUUGCAUGCAUCAACAUUCCUGAGGACAUGGCCAAGACCGGUGUCUGGAAAGCACUGGCUAAGAAUGCUGAGGGCGGUCAAGUCGUCCACAGAAAGCCACAUGGAAAAGAGAAAUCCAGUAGCGGAGGACGUCCUAAUCUGGACCUACCCACAAUCCCUGGCAGCCCUCGGGAAUCGUCGUAUCUCGAGACCCAACGAGGGAGCAUCCAGGAGGUGCGCAUCGAGGUCCCCGAGCAGUUCCGACGCACCCCGUCUCCACCCCCAACCCACAUCGGUACUGAUAACGAAACCUCUGUGUAAGUGCAAGAACGUCUCAACUCCAUCGGUGCGAUGCCGACCGACGCAGCAGUGUCUGGAGAGUGCGCAAGCAGAAGGCUUCAACUACAGUCUAUAUGAUUUUGACUGACUGGUUAAAAAUAUUAUUGUACUUUUUUUUCUUGUAGUGACAUGAAUAUUCAUGAAGUGGAAUGAAUAUUCAUCAAGAUGACCGUAUUAUGGCAGGGAAGAAAGAUGUGUGAUCAUGAGUUUUAGAAAAACUUACUUUGUCAUCAUUUUUGUGUUAUUUUUAAUUUGUAGAGAGAGGUGCGUUCAAACAUACAUACAUGUAUAUUUUUUAUUGAUUGAAAAAAUGCUGAUAUAACCUGUAUUACCUAAUGCUAG
Molecule: messenger RNA, 3934 nt
Organism: Strongylocentrotus purpuratus (purple sea urchin)
Lineage: Eukaryota; Metazoa; Echinodermata; Echinoidea; Camarodonta; Strongylocentrotidae
Gene: NBC
Product: sodium bicarbonate cotransporter
Biological process (GO): bicarbonate transport; transmembrane transport; regulation of intracellular pH
Cellular component (GO): plasma membrane
Molecular function (GO): solute:inorganic anion antiporter activity; monoatomic anion transmembrane transporter activity; sodium:bicarbonate symporter activity
Source: RefSeq, marked provisional